UAAGCUACAGGAGGGACAAGAGCAGAUAACUGCGUGAUGGAUAGAUCUAAAAAUAAAACGAAAUACAAAUUAUCUGAGAAAAAAAACGGCGAGACAGCUUACAAAGUAACUCUAGACUCUAGAUCUAGACAGAUCUAAAACCAUCCUUCAGGCAUCAGACUGGGAUGAAGCACUCGGUGUGAAACUAAUUCUCGUUGGAUUUCUUUUGUUUUUAAACGUGUCUAAGAAGCUAGAUCUAAAUUUGAGAAAAGUAUCUGCCAUGGGAGUUUCAUGUGUUUAUGACUACCCGGUACCAGAUGGCAGAAGUGGAGCUCAGGUUGUGGAUGUUUUGCAGAAGCAAGUGGAGACCAUGGGGGCCUACAAAACUGGCAACUUCCACAUAGAUUGUGAAACAUAUCAGUCUGUUAUGCUAAACAGCCCUAAGACUCUUCACAUCCUGCACAACAGUGAACACCCGGCGUCGUGUUUCGCCAUACUGGACUCCGGGAACACGCUGGUGGCCGACACUCUCUUCAACGGGCUCAUGUCCAACCUGAAGAACUACUACCAGGCUCGGAAAGGAGCCAAGAUAGAAUCCAAAGGCCAGAGGUAUCAGCUGGCCGACUUUGUUCUGAAGAUCGGCUCCGUGUCGCUCGCAGGAAGCUUCAAAGGAAUCCUUGUGGAGGUGGAGUACAGUCCAUCACUUGUGGCCAUGGAGUGCUGGAACCUGAUGAAGGAGCUGCUGCAGAGCAUUGUGGGAAACAUCGCAGAGACCCCGCCGCAGACGCUGAAGCCCAGGAUGGACGAGACGUUCACACCCACCAUGGCCAUGCUGCAGUACCUGGAACACUUCAACAACUUCCGCAACAAGGCCGCCAUGAGCCAGCCCGCCAGAUGAGGGAGAGGGGAGGGAGGGGGGGGGGAGUGUGAGAGAGAGAGAGUGAUGGUGAUGUGAUUGCAUGGAUGUAAACUAGAUCUAAAUGAACAAUGGACCUCUUCAACGACUUCCACAAGGCAGCCAUGAGCCAGCCUGCCAGAUGAGAGAGAGAGGGGGGGAGGGGAGGAGGAAGGAAGGGGGGGGAGGGAAAAAGGGAGUGAGAGGGGGGAGAUGAGAAACAGGGAGAGAGAUAGAGUCUGUCUUGUCAGGUUUUGUUUUUCAGGGUGACUUUCUGCGAAUGUUUUGAAUGAAAUUGCCAUCGUCAUGUAUUUUGGUAAAUGUGGAGUAUGUUUGCUGUUGUUAGUGUUAGGGUGUCCAUGCAAGAAGAUGAAUGAAAGUGGUGGUGAGAGAGAGAGAGAGAGAGAGAGAGAAUGUGUUGAUGUGUGCUCUGGAAGCCUGUUCAUGGUUUUUGUUACAGCUUUGUCUAAAUAAAAAAAAUACUUAACUUA
Molecule: messenger RNA, 1365 nt
Organism: Aplysia californica (California sea hare)
Lineage: Eukaryota; Metazoa; Mollusca; Gastropoda; Aplysiida; Aplysiidae
Product: mediator of RNA polymerase II transcription subunit 20
Exons: 4
Coding region: 260-877 (205 amino acids)
Biological process (GO): regulation of transcription by RNA polymerase II
Cellular component (GO): mediator complex
Molecular function (GO): transcription coactivator activity
Source: RefSeq, a predicted model, not a curated record